This is a messenger RNA of Leptidea sinapis, 2269 nucleotides long. RefSeq names its product arginine--tRNA ligase, cytoplasmic (gene ArgRS). Gene Ontology annotation, cellular component: cytoplasm. The record is from RefSeq and is a predicted model, not a curated record. The transcript has a single exon. Gene Ontology annotation, biological process: arginyl-tRNA aminoacylation. Gene Ontology annotation, molecular function: arginine-tRNA ligase activity; ATP binding. NCBI's taxonomy places the organism in Eukaryota, Metazoa, Arthropoda, Insecta, Lepidoptera, Pieridae. The coding region runs from base 160 to 2187 and encodes 675 amino acids.
UCAUCAAAUGUCAAUUUAGCGAUGAGGUAACCUAAAAUUAUGUAGGAAGAAUAGAAUACAACCUAAAAUUAUAAAUAUACAUUGAAAGUCGAAACGUAAACUAAUAUAAUAAAUAAAUUUAUUUCCAAUAAGUGUUUUCGACAAAUAUACAUAUUUAAUAUGGACGUAAGUUUAAAGUCUUUGGAAGAAAGAACUCUAAAAGCUGAAAGAGAAGCAAAAGCUUUAGAAAACGAACUCGAUAAACUAGAAAGGAAUGAUCUAAGUCAUGUAAACGAUCCACGUUUGGAUAAACUGUUAACUGAAAAUGAGAAGUUAAACCAUCGUUUGGCUAUACUUGAAAACGCUAUUGAAGCUGAAAGAUCACAAGUUAAAUCAACAGAAUGCCCUACCCUUAUAACAGAUAUAAAUUCUAUAGAAGGAAGUAUAUGUGUUUUAGAUGAAUUGAAAAAAGUAUUUUCUGUGGCAGUUAGUUUAGCCUACCCUGAUCUAAUAGAACCACCUGUUGUGUUAACACAGUCCGGUAAUAACAUAAAAUUUGGUGACUAUCAAUGCAACUCAGCCAUGGCAAUUGCCCAGUUAUUGAAAACAAAUAAUAUUAAAACAAAUCCAAGACAGGUAGCAGAAAAUAUACUUAAAAACACACCUACAUCUCCUCUCAUUGAAAAAGUGGAACUGGCAGGUAUAGGAUUUAUCAAUAUAUUUUUAAAUAAAAGAUUUGUUGAACAUUUUUUGAAUUGUAUACUCAAAUUUGGAGUGAAACCCCCACCGGUAAAAAGGGAAAGGAUUGUUAUUGAUUUUUCUGCACCAAAUAUUGCCAAAGAGAUGCAUGUUGGUCAUUUAAGGUCAACUAUUAUUGGUGAAAGUAUUGCCAGAUUAUUAGAGUUUUUGAACCAUGAUGUCCUGAGAAUAAACCACCUUGGAGAUUGGGGCACUCAAUUCGGAAUGUUGAUUGCUCAUUUACAAGAUAAAUAUCCAAACUAUAAGACCCAUUCACCACCCAUCUCUGACUUGCAAGCUUUUUACAAAGAGUCGAAGAAAAGAUUUGAUGAAGAUGAAGAAUUUAAAAAAAGGGCAUACUCAUGUGUAGUACAACUUCAGUCUGGCAACCCAGAUUAUAUAUCUGCUUGGAAACUUAUAUGUGAAGUGUCUCGCUGUGAGUUCCAAAAGAUUUACGAUAGACUUAACAUUACAAUCACAGACCGUGGUGAGUCAUUUUAUCAGAGUCGGAUGGAUAUUAUUGUUAAAGAGUUGAAAGAUAAAGGUUUACUUGAAGAAGAUGAGGGCAGGCUUAUAAUGUGGAGCAAUACAGAACGAGAGGGAAUUCCUUUUACAAUAGUUAAAUCUGAUGGUGGUUACACAUAUGAUACCUCUGAUAUGGCAACAAUUAAGCAAAGAGUUGAAGAAGAAAAAGCUGAUCGACUUAUCUAUGUGACUGAUGCUGGCCAAUAUACUCAUUUUGUUGUGUUAGAAGGAUGUGCAACAAGAGCCGGUAUACUUAAAGAUGGAAAGAAAAUAGAACAUGUUGUAUUUGGAGUUGUUUUAGGAGAAGACAAGAAGAAAUUUAAAACUAGAUCUGGUGAGACUAUUAAGCUCAUAAAACUUUUGGAUGAGGGUUUAAAGAGGUCCCUUGAUAAAUUAAAAGAGAAAGGUCGGGAUUUAGUGCUUACGCCAGAAGAAUUAGAAGCUGCACAGACAGCAAUAGCCUAUGGAUGUAUAAAGUAUGCUGACCUAUGUCAUAACAGGGUCAAUGAUUAUAUAUUUUCAUUUGAUAAGAUGUUAGAGGAUAAGGGUAACACUGCUGUAUAUCUGUUAUAUGCAUUGACACGAAUUCAGUCAAUAGCUCGUAAUGCUCAAGUAUCACACGAAACCUUAAUGGAGGAAGUAAAUAAAUCAGGUAUAAAGUUAAAUCACGAAGCAGAGUGGAAGUUAGGCAAAACAUUACUGAGAUUCCCUGAAGUCAUUUUGAAAGUAUCAAAAGAUCUGUUUCUACACACGCUUUGUGAAUAUCUGUACGAGAUCUCUUGUAUGUUUACAGAAUUUUAUGACAAAUGUUACUGUGUUGAGAGAGAUCCAGCUGGUAAUAUUGUCAAAGUGAAUUAUGAAAGGUUAAUGCUGUGUGAGGCUACAGCAAGAAUUAUGACCAAAUGUUUUGACAUACUUGGCAUCCAAACAGUAUCAAAAAUGUAAUUGACACUAUAUUUUUUCACCUGUCAUUUUCAAUAACUAACUUAUAUAUAAUAUAAUAAAACUAUAUUAUUUUGAUGUAAAA